CUGCGCACUGCGCAGCGCCCUUCCCCCACCCCUAGACAACCAGAGCUGAGCUGCGGUGAAGCUGAGGCUCCGGGCAUCGCUUGGGCGGGCUGCCUGCUGGGCUUCUUAAACCUUGGGCAGUGGAGGGAGGAGCUGGAGCCUGCCUGCGCUGUAAGGUCAAGUGGUACCCAGGAGGAUGAAGCAGGGCCUAGUGGACGAUACUGAGGAUGUGUCCCUGGACUUUGGCAACGAAGAGGAGCUGGCCUUUAGGAAGGCCAAGAUCAGGCACCCGCUGGCCACCUUCUUCCACCUGUUCUUCCGAGUGAGUGCCAUCAUCACCUACCUGUGCUGUGACUGGUUCAGCAGGAGUUUCGUGGGCUGCUUUGUCACCGUGCUUCUCCUUCUGUCCUUUGACUUCUGGUCUGUGAAGAAUGUAACUGGAAGACUCAUGGUGGGUCUUCGAUGGUGGAACCAGAUAGAUGAGGAUGGAAAAAGCCACUGGAUAUUUGAAGCCAAAAAGGUCUCCCCAAGCCACAUGGCUGCCACUGAGGCCGAGGCGCGCAUCUUCUGGCUGGGUCUCAUCAUCUGCCCAGUGAUCUGGAUUGUGUUCUUCUUCAGCACCUUGUUCUCCUUGAAGCUGAAGUGGCUGGCUCUUGUGAUUGCUGGCAUUUCCCUCCAAGCUGCAAACCUCUAUGGCUACGUCCUUUGUAAGAUGGGAGGCGAUGGUGACAUCAGCACAGUUGCAGCCAGCUUUCUGUCACAGACGGUGUUUCAGACGGCUUCCCCAGGUGACUUUCAGAAACCCAGGCUUGAAGGGCUGGACAUCCAGCAGCGUUAGGUGAGCAAUGGCUGCAGCUCAGAGGCCUGGGCACUUGUGGGACAUGCAGCUCCUGACCAGCUGUGCCACUGGCCUAGGUGGACUCUCCCCAGUCCUCCAAGUUGACCUGGAGCAAGUCCAAGCUGGAACCCCAAUGUUUAGGGCCUGCAGAGAACCCAUCAACCUUCACAAAGAUGGCUUCUGCCUCACAGGGACCCCAACAUACCCCAAGAGAAUACUUGUAAAGGGGAAGGGGAAGACGGGAGAGGGGCUGCCCCCUUGUGCUGUCAUGCCACAGUGGUGUGGAAUGGCUUCCCUCAGCAGCUCCCAGGUGUACAUCUCAGUCCUAGAGCCUGAGGUCAGGACAAUUACAAUAAUCUCUCAAAGUGCCAGGAAAUGGUUUGCUGGGAUUCUGGGGAUUAUGGGAUGUCUUGGGGUACCCAUCAUCCCAUGGGUGAUUUACAGGCUUUUCUAGCCAAAGAAUUUCCAACAAUCCCAGCACGAUACUAGAGCUGGAGAACAGUGUGGCAGAGGCUGCAUCAUUCUCCCUCCUCCUGGGAACAACUGUGGCCUCUGAGACAGAGUCCCCCACCCCACCCCCAAGCUUAAUACAUGAGGCAGACACAAUUCCUUGGAUUCCUGUGACCCAGAGGGUUCCUAGUCCCUGGGAUUCCAGAAAGCAGGGCUGAGGGACAGGUUCAGGGAGAUGGCUUUAUUUCAAUGACUGGCCCCUGGAUGCAGAGUGUCUUUGAUCUUUGAGGAAAUAGGCAAACAGGUGAUUAAAGUGUCCUAAGGAGG
Molecule: messenger RNA, 1594 nt
Organism: Meriones unguiculatus (Mongolian gerbil)
Lineage: Eukaryota; Metazoa; Chordata; Mammalia; Rodentia; Muridae
Gene: Tvp23a
Product: trans-golgi network vesicle protein 23 homolog A
Exons: 7
Coding region: 176-817 (213 amino acids)
Biological process (GO): vesicle-mediated transport; protein secretion
Cellular component (GO): Golgi membrane
Source: RefSeq, a predicted model, not a curated record